UCAGAAACUCCUCUCUCAUCUACAUCAGUGCUGCAACAGCAAGCUCCACCCCCUUCAGCACAUCUGGAGGAACUCAGCAGGAAAGCCACACCAGCAAUCUGCUAGAGCAACCAGGAUAAAACCACUGAGGACCUGGUUUCAUUCAGAUCCGCUUAGAUCUGGGUUUCUGGUCUCCUGCACACACCCAUCGCUGCUCUGAGACAACCAAACUUUACCCUGACCCUUCAUCGCUCACCUCAGCCCUUUCUCAGUCAAGGAUGCCUUUAGGAGGAGGAAACAAAUGUGGCCGCUGUUCGAAGACAGUUUACUUUGCAGAAGAAGUACUCUGUGAUGGGCGGAGCUUCCACAAGUCCUGCUUCCUGUGCAUGGUGUGUAGGAAGAGCUUGGACAGCACAACUGUUGCUGUUCGUAUGGAUGAAGUUUACUGCAAGUCGUGCUAUGGCAAGAAGUAUGGACCAAAAGGCUACGGCUACGGCCAGGGAGCAGGGACCCUUAGCAUGGAUGGAGGACAGUCUCUGGGCAUUACUCCUGAAAUGCCUGCUGCUCAUUCUCCUACCACCAACACAAACCCGUCCAAGCUGGCUCAGAAGUUUGGAUGCUCCGACAGAUGCCCCCGCUGUGGCAAGGCUGUCUACGCUGCUGAGAAAGUUAUUGGAGCUGGGAGUGCCUGGCAUAAGACGGGAUGUUUCACCUGUGCCUCAUGCGGGAAAAGCCUGGAGUCAACCACGCUGUCCGACAAGGAUGGAGAAAUCUACUGUAAAGGCUGUUACGGGAAAAACUUUGGUCCCAAAGGUUUUGGGUAUGGACUUGGAGCCGGAGCAUUGGCGCACACCCAGUGAAGUCCACCAUCCAGGUCGUUGAGCUGCUCUUUGCCAGCACCAGGGGGCACCCAUCUACAUUUUACAGGAUAGAGACAUUCUUCACACAAAGCAACUUAACAGUCAACUCUACAGCAACACAAAUCGUUUUUAUUUUUAGAUAGAAAAUAGGCUUUCCUCAAACUAGAAAUGGAAGAAGGUUUGUAAAACUCAGAUAAUGGAAUCUGCCUAGAAGAUGCUGAUUGGUGCAUUUUCUCCUCUUUCUUUUGGGUUAGGGUUAGGGUAAUCAUCGAGAUUUUUAAAUGGUCCCCAACAUUCUGAUCAGAGGGGUAAUCAACAGGUGGAUUGAACCAUUAUUCUUUAUGCAUCUAUUACACUAUCAGAAUUCAUAGUUUGCAUCUUUGCUUCAAACUUAUAAAAAAUGUCAGGUAGUUUUUUAUUUGUAUUUUUUUUUUGUGUGUGUUUAUUUUGCCAGAAUUGCCUGUUUAACACAUGCUUCCUGUAUAGGAUGAAUCUGAUGAUAAUAAAAAUAUGUAAAUGAAA
This is a messenger RNA of Nothobranchius furzeri (turquoise killifish), 1361 nucleotides long. RefSeq names its product cysteine and glycine-rich protein 1a (gene csrp1a). Lineage: Eukaryota; Metazoa; Chordata; Actinopteri; Cyprinodontiformes; Nothobranchiidae. Gene Ontology annotation, biological process: sarcomere organization; muscle tissue development. Gene Ontology annotation, molecular function: actinin binding; structural constituent of muscle. The record is from RefSeq and is a predicted model, not a curated record. Gene Ontology annotation, cellular component: Z disc; nucleus; cytoplasm.